UGUCAAACACCAUUGUUAUCUAAUCUUUGUAUUGUAUAAAGUUCAAACUUUCCAAACGAUUGAAAUAAUUUCUAACCCUUAAUUAGUCACAUAAAGUGUUCAAUACUAAACGUCAACAGUCAGGUGCAGUCUCUUUGAUAUAAUAAAAAAACUGCAAUUAAAAAAGAAAAUAAUAGAAGACUAACAUCGUUAACUAAUUUCAAACUGGAAAAUAAUAAUAAUAGUUUCACAAUGGCUAUGGUAUUUCCUGAAUUAUUUGCAAAAAUGUCGUUGAACAAUGCAAAAAUUUCGAAGGCACUUUUAGAGAAAUACAAACAUUUAGUAAAUUUCGUAAAGAAUCCAGCAAUCCUCGAAUACGGCUUCGCUGGUGGUGAAAAUUCAGAAUACAGUUUAAGGCCCUUACUUCCUCCUGACUAUAAAGAGUUUGUAGCAGUUGAUAUAUCAGAACCUAUGGUGGAACAUGCCAGAAAAAAUGCGAAGAUUCCUAGAAGUAAAUUUUAUUGUUUGGAUACGUCAUCGCCAGACUUGCCAGAAAUUUUCCAAAAUCGAUUUGAUAAUGUAUUUAGUUUUAUGACGAUUCAUUUAAUAAAAGAUCCGAGACAAACAUUCACUAACACAUUUAGAAUGCUCAAGGAUGGUGGUGAAACAUUCCAAACUUUCUAUACACACACUCCUUGUGACGACGUUUUUGUUAAAUUGUGCCAGCAUCCUGAGUGGGGAAAGGAAAAAUACAACCAAACAAAAAUGUUGCAUCCUUAUUACGACAAACCAGAACCCAAAGAAUAUAUUAUAGGGGAUUUAAAGGCUGCAGGUUUCAAUAAUGUUGAAUAUAGGGAGGAAAUUAUGUCAUAUAAUUUUGAAAACGAGGAACAGUUAAAAGGUUUAUACCUUUCCGUAAAUACUACGAUACCCCACAUUCCAGCCGAGGACCUUGAGGAAUAUAAGAAGGAUUAUUUACGCGAAGUCAGAAGUAUGUACACCGUACGUGAACCAGAGAAUCAACCAAAUCAUCUAGUAAAGCCUGUUGAGUUGACUGUUGUGUGGGCGAGAAAAGAAUAAAUUUUAAAAAUACA
This is a messenger RNA of Diabrotica virgifera virgifera (western corn rootworm), 1073 nucleotides long. Its product is annotated as juvenile hormone acid O-methyltransferase-like. Bases 232 to 1059 code for a protein of 275 amino acids. The transcript is spliced from 4 exons. Lineage: Eukaryota; Metazoa; Arthropoda; Insecta; Coleoptera; Chrysomelidae. Gene Ontology annotation, molecular function: S-adenosylmethionine-dependent methyltransferase activity. The record is from RefSeq and is a predicted model, not a curated record.